UUCAUGGCGUAUUUAAUCGCGAGCAGCAGGGAUGAGUGAGUUUCCUGUCAAACCCAGACGAGGCAGAUCAGCUGAAGGCUCUCUGGCGCGUCUGAAAAUUCUGUUCUAAAGCCAUAUAACGGGAUAUUACAGUAAUAAAGAGGAUAAGGUACCGUUUUUAUCGCGUUUUAAGGGAGCUGUGAAUCGAAGUGGAGUUAAAUUGUCGUCUUUGGCUAACUGGCUAAUGCUAGCUAUCUGGCUGUCAUUAGAAAAACAAAAAAUUUAAAGCGGAAGCGUGACGUACUGGAUUACGAAAGCGGAAGUGCACAUUUUCGGUCUGAAAGCAGGUUUCUUUGUAGAAACGGAGGGAUGGAUGGAGACGAAAGAGCAACUUCUGAAAGGAUUCUUCUGGAACCGUACAAGUACUUGUUACAGCUGCCAGGAAAACAAGUCCGAACGAAACUCUCGCAAGCGUUCAACCACUGGCUCAACGUCCCAGAGGACAAGCUUCAGGUGAUCAUCGCGGUGACGGAGAUGCUGCACAACGCCAGUCUGCUGAUCGAUGACAUUGAAGACAGCUCUAAUCUGCGGCGUGGUUUCCCGGUGGCCCACAGCAUCUACGGCGUGCCGUCGGUCAUCAACUCCGCCAACUACGUCUACUUCCUGGGUCUGGAGAAGGUGCUGACGCUGGAGCACCCCGAGGCCGUGCACGUCUUCACCCGUCAGCUGCUGGAGCUGCACCGCGGUCAGGGUCUGGACAUCCACUGGAGAGACACCUACACCUGCCCCAGCGAGGAUGAGUACCGCGGGAUGGUGCUGCAGAAGACCGGUGGCCUCUUCGGUCUCGCCGUGGGCCUCAUGCAGCUCUUCUCCCACUGGAAACCAGACCUAAAGCCGCUUCUGGACACCCUGGGGCUCCUCUUCCAGAUCCGAGACGACUACGCCAACCUGAACUCGACGGAGUACAGCGAAAACAAGAGCUUCUGCGAGGAUCUGACGGAGGGCAAGUUCUCCUUCCCCACUAUACACGCCAUCUGGUCGCGUCCCGAGAGCACGCAGGUGCAGAACAUCCUCCGGCAGCGCACGGAGAACGUGGAUAUCAAGCGCUACUGCGUGGAUUAUCUGGAGAAGGUGGGCUCGUUCGCUUACACCCGUCAGACGCUGCUGGAUCUGGAAGCCGAAGCCUAUCGCUUGAUCGCAGAGCUCGGAGGGAAUCCAGAGCUAGAGGCUCUGCUGAAGCAUCUGAGUCGCAUUUAUAAAGAACCUGGGGGCGGAGCUUCAGCCGGCCAAUCGAGAGAGCCCGGGGGCGGAGCCUCAACCAGCCAAUCAAAACACUGACUUCCCCCUGUGAAUAAACUGUGCUGUUAUUUCGACUCCACUGCAGUUGCCUUCAGUCUCGUGUUUUUGUCUCGUUCACAUUUCGGAGCGCUGUAGGUGAAAUAUUGAAGUGUAACAGAACUUGACUGGCGCCUCUCUAGUCUGCAAUAUUUGGUCAAGAUUUGUGUACUGUAAUCCGUGGACAAAUGCUGCUCGUUUAAUUAAAUAAUAACCGUAAACAAACAGUCAGAUAAAACUAACAUUUAAUGUUUAAACCAUGUCUGUCAUAUCACCACAAAAUCAAAGCAAAAACAUUGUUUUCCUUUACCAUUUUCAUGACUAUAUUAUUAUUAUUAUUAUUAUUAUUAUUACUACGACUACAAUAUCUGUGAGAUGGAACAAACAUUUAACUUAUGCAAUUUCACUAACAAUUUAAAACUAAUUAUUUUGCUUUAAAACAACCAUGUUUUGCUUUGUGCAAUUAUUUUCAUGACUGUAGCAUCUAAUAUAUAAAUAUUAUUACUAUUAUUAUUAAUGAAGCAGUAAGCGUUAGAUAAUCUUUAUCUAUUUCAUAUAUAUAUAUAUAUAUAUAGCCUGGAUGUGUUUAAACCAGCAUAUAAUAUAGGUCACUAAUAGAGUGAAAAUUAGUGAUAAUCACUCAAUGGAAAUAAUUGAAAUAUCAAGGAACACAUUAAUAUGAAUUUUGAGGCAGCAUAUUCUCAGCAUGAUAUUCUCACAGGAAAGAAUACAAAUAAACCAUUAAAACUCUCUCUUUUUUUUUUUUUUUUUUGAUUAUGAUUUUGGGGUGAAAUGUGACUGAUGGUUCUGGGUGAAAUUUCUCAUUAAGAUUAACAUGACUGCCUUCCUCAAAAGUCCAAAUAGUGAUGUGUCUGGACCUUGUGCUGAAUCUGUGGACGCUUUAACACUCCUCAAGUCAAGUUAAUGUCCUCCACAUUAUAGCAUUUUACUUUAAGGAAAUUAAGACAAAAUUAUGGUUCUUUAUUUUUUCCUUUAGUAUUUUCAUGACAAUUAUUAGAAUUUAUUUAAAUGUCAUUAUUAUUACUACUUCAAUAUCUGUCAGAUGGAACAAACAUUUAACUUUUAUACAAGUUCAUGUUUACCUCUGAACAAAUAAAUAGUUGUGUGUGCAUUUAUCAGAUUCAUUCUGUAUAAGUAAUGUUUUCUUUUGGAUGUUUUCUUUUUUUAAUAACUAUUCUAUUCAUAAACACUCUUUCAUACACUUCA
Messenger RNA from Carassius gibelio (silver crucian carp), 2541 nucleotides. It is a transcript of the gene ggps1, whose product is annotated as geranylgeranyl diphosphate synthase 1. The transcript is spliced from 4 exons. The record is from RefSeq and is a predicted model, not a curated record. Gene Ontology annotation, molecular function: prenyltransferase activity. NCBI's taxonomy places the organism in Eukaryota, Metazoa, Chordata, Actinopteri, Cypriniformes, Cyprinidae. Gene Ontology annotation, biological process: isoprenoid biosynthetic process. Bases 349 to 1317 code for a protein of 322 amino acids.